GAUAUCCAAAUGAGCAGAUGAGAUAGAUGCCAAAUGCCGCCUUAUUUGAGGUUGGAGUUAACCGACGGUGUAAUCUUUAAACUUGAAUUGCGAAUAUUAAUGAUUGUAUAAAUUUAUUUACGCACAUUUUCGUGUAGGAAAUUUAGGACGAAAUCUGGUUUCCGAAAUCUGAAGAUAAUUAUUAGUAUUAUUCUCUUGGAGUUACAAAUAUAUAGCAAAAUGAACGCGCGUUUUUUAUUAAGGUUAUGUUCCACCGUUAGAAACAUUAAUUUUGACAAACGCAGAUUUUACUGCAGCAGAAAUGUAUUGAAACUACAUCAGAGGGGCAUGUACGAAGAUAUAUUUCCCGAUACCAGUACAAAUGAAAUAGUAGAUUUACUGAACAAUUCACCGCAAUGUGUCUAUGCUGGCUUUGAUCCAACUGCAGACAGUUUACACGUCGGCAAUCUACUCGUCCUGAUGAAUCUCUUGCACUGGCAGAGAGCAGGGCAUCAAGUUAUAGCCCUAGUAGGAGGAGCUACGGGUUUAAUAGGUGAUCCCAGUCAUAGAAAGUCUGAACGCGUCGAAAUGGAAAGAUAUCUAAUUGAGGAGAAUAUCAAGUCUAUCACGAAGAACAUAGAAACUAUAUUUAAUAAUCACCAAGAAUACUUUUGGAAGAAUAAGGAAACAGCACUAAAACCUUUGAUUAUAGUAAACAAUUUGGACUGGUAUACAAAUGUAAACGUCAUUGAAUUCAUCAGAAGUAUUGGAAAGUAUUUUCGGAUGGGCACAAUGCUGGGCAGAACUUCUGUCCAGUCGCGAUUGAACUCCGACACAGGGAUGAGUUUCACUGAAUUCACAUAUCAAGUGUUCCAAGCGUAUGAUUGGCUGCAAUUGAUGAAAAAAUACAAGUGUCGCUUCCAAAUUGGUGGCAGUGAUCAAAUGGGUAAUAUCAUGUCUGGAUAUGAUCUGAUCACAAAAAGUAUGAGAAAGGAAGUUUAUGGUAUAACAUUGCCACUGAUAACGGCCGAGGGUGGAAAGAAAUUUGGAAAGUCCCUGUUGAACGCGGUGUGGCUGUCUUCGACAAAAUCCUCGCCAUUCCAGCUAUAUCAGUAUUUCAUCAGAGCCAAAGACUCAGAUGUCGAGAAAUUCUUAAAAUUAUUCACAUUUAUACCACUGAAUAAAAUUGAAGAAAUUGUGAAAAGUCACAUGAAUGAUCCAGAACGGAGAAGAGCACAGAAAUUAUUAGCAGAACAAGUUACACUUUUAGUACAUGGAGAAGAUGGAUUGCUGGCUGCAAAACGUGCCUCCGCAGCAUUGUACGAUAAAUCAAUUGAAUCUUUUGUAAGAUUAAAUGCAUUGGAACUAACAGAUGUAUUUGAAGGAGCAACCAUAGUAGAUAUUUUAUCUGAGCCAGGAAUUACUGUAUACGAGCUAGCAAAAAAGGCAAAUUGCUUUAAAAGUGAUCAUGAUGCUGAACGAAUCAUAACAGCAGGUGGAUUUUAUGUAAAUCAUCAAAAAAUUACUAAUUUAAAUGAGGUAAUUGUACCUGGCAUCCAUAUACUAAGUAAUAAUUUGUCAUUGCUUAGAGUUGGUAAAAAAACGUAUCACAUAGUCCGAUGGCAAUAAAAUCAUUAAAAAAUCAUGUACAAAUGUAUAAUAAACAGCAUAUUUUAGUAC
Solenopsis invicta (red fire ant) is the source of this 1659-nucleotide messenger RNA. It is a transcript of the gene TyrRS-m, whose product is annotated as tyrosine--tRNA ligase, mitochondrial. Lineage: Eukaryota; Metazoa; Arthropoda; Insecta; Hymenoptera; Formicidae. Gene Ontology annotation, cellular component: mitochondrion; cytosol. The coding region runs from base 220 to 1608 and encodes 462 amino acids. Gene Ontology annotation, molecular function: RNA binding; ATP binding; tyrosine-tRNA ligase activity. The transcript is spliced from 3 exons. The record is from RefSeq and is a predicted model, not a curated record. Gene Ontology annotation, biological process: tyrosyl-tRNA aminoacylation.